AUUAUCAUUAUGAAUUCACUGUUAUUCCAAUUGAAAAUGAAAAAUUGACAGGUCUGGUACAACUGAACAUGUACACUUAUGUUAUUCAAGUUGAAAAUGGAAUAUUAAUGUUAUUCCAGUUGAAGAUGUUAUGGGGCAAAGUACAACCACCAGUGAAGGUGCCGCUGAGUGACCUUGAGAUACGACCAUUUGAUAAAGAAAGGGACAAUUGGCGAGAAGUAAAACAAUUGGCAUUCAUUACUUACACAGAAACUAAUCCCAAGAUGGUUAAAGCAUGGUUAUCAAAACCUUGGAAGCUUGGAGCAAUACUUCUAGUCUCCAGCUUGCUAUUCUUGAGUGGAUAUAUGUUGAUAUCUUUGGUGUUUUUAAUUGGAGCCUGGCUCUUGGCCUUUGCAAUAUUAAUGAAGCAUCUGAAUAAUAAAUUUACUCACAAACAAAAGGAUUAUAACAAUUUUGUGAACUACUGGACAACAGAUCCAAGACGUUGUCUCUGGGUUGCAUUCCAUAACGGGACACUUGUUGGGACUGUAGGAGUCCAAGAGAAUGAGGAUAAAACUAAGGGAGAACUUGUCCGCAUGUCUGUGAAUAAUAACUAUAGACGCAAUGGAAUUGCAGAGGCUCUUGUUAAUGUUCUCCUAAAGUGGUGUGAGGAGAACAACUACAAGCAAAUACACCUUGGAACUACAGAAUACCAACCUGGAGCUGUUAAAUUUUAUUUUAAAAUGCAUUUUGAGAUGUUUGGGACCAUUGAAUAUUUCAUGGGACCUAAAAUUUUAGAUUUUAGGGUAUUAGUGCAUUUAUUCUCCCUAAACCUUCCAAGGGAUAAUAUAACUGAACAAUGAAUGUUAUUAUAGUUUGACAGGGAUAUAGUGAAACCCUCCAUCCAUCAGUCUAUCCAUCCAUAAAUCUGUCCAGGCAAUUAAAAUGUCCAUUUUGAUGUAAAUCGAAGAAAUAAUUCUUGAAUUUAGCUAAAAAUUGUUUAUUCACCAACACAAUAUUGGUGGCUGUGAAUUUUCCAAGAACCGUUGUCUAAACUAUAAAAC
Molecule: messenger RNA, 1043 nt
Organism: Owenia fusiformis
Lineage: Eukaryota; Metazoa; Annelida; Polychaeta; Sabellida; Oweniidae
Source: the annotation of a GenBank genome assembly